This is a messenger RNA of Bactrocera oleae (olive fruit fly), 3933 nucleotides long. RefSeq names its product head involution defective (gene hid). NCBI's taxonomy places the organism in Eukaryota, Metazoa, Arthropoda, Insecta, Diptera, Tephritidae. The record is from RefSeq and is a predicted model, not a curated record.
GGCAGAACCUACACCGCGCGCCGACUAAAACGGCAGCACAGUUGAUUGAGAACAACGAAGCAAGUAAGACGUGUUUGUUGGUUGGUGGUUAACACUUUAACGCUGGUUUUGUUUUUUGGGAACACUCUGCUGUACGCCAAAACGCCAACCCAACAACGCAACACCAAACGACAAUUCACAGUGCAGACGUACGCUCGCGUGGGUGUGUGUGUGUGUAUUCGUAUGUGCGUGUGGUUCAGCUAAUAGAUGCGAAUUCGCAAAAGUCGAUCAGUGCCAAAAUAACAAUAACAAUAACAUUAAAAAAGUAAUAAGUAACACAAAACCAUUUGAAGACGUGCUAAAUACUUCUAGUUCAUUGGACAUAACAACAAAAACGUUAGAAAAUAUUGUUUCAAAAAUUGUUCGAAUUUCGUAUUGUUCGAAAAAAUUGUAAACAAAACGAUUUGUAAAUGACUAAAACUUUUUCAGUGUGAAAUUUGCCGAUUUCGACAAAUUUAAAAUCAUAAAAAGUGAAAAAAGUAUCAACAAAGUGCUGUGAAAAAUUUAAAAACAAACUUUUUGAGUUCAAGUUUGAGAGUAAAAGGAAUUUCACAACUGCACGCAACAAUUUCAAACAAUUUGCCAUAAAGCGUGAGAACAGUGAAAAUCAUUUCAAUUGCAGACAAGAAUUAGAAAAAGUGCUGAAUUAUUUAAAAAUAACAAAAAAAAAGUCAAAAAGUGCUAAGCAAAAUUAUAAAAAUUAAAGAAACAUCGAAACAUUGCAAACACAACACAACUACAACAAAUACUAAAAAGCAAAUAUAACUAACAGUAAGAAACAAUUCUGUUGCGCGCAAGAAUAAUCCUGUGCGAGCGCGAUCCCUCACACUGCCGCCCACAUUGCUGCGCAGGUACGGCGAACAGGUGUGUAUGCGCACUUAUGCAAAAGCAACAGUAACAACAAAGCGAGAGAAAAGAAGCAACAGAGACAAACAAACUCACAACCACAGAAAUAAAAACAAAAACUCAGCUGCAAAAGCGUGCAGCAAAAAUCAGGGAAAUAAAAAACAAAAAAAACGAAAUUAAAUCACAAAAAAUAAAACGAUGGCUGUUGUCUUUUAUAUGCCCGAGGGCGGCGGCGAUGACUCUGCAUCGUCAUCGAGUGGCGGUCACGGCAGUGCGGGCAGCGGCAGCGCUGCUUCGUCGACAUCACAAUCGCCCAACACCACCACAUCGGCUACACAAACGCCCAUGCAGAGUCCGCUACCGCCGCAUUUUAUGAUGGCCUUCUAUCAGUAUAUGAAUGCUACCGCCUUCCAGUAUCCCCCGCCAGCCAGUCCAUGCUGUCAAGUCCACAGCCCCUCACCAUAUACAGGUAGCGGCGGCGGCAGCGGUCCUGCUGGUGCCGGUGUCGGCAAUGGCGAAGUAUUCUUCCCACUCAGUCUUAGUACACCACGUACUCCGCGCACCAGUGUCAGUUAUGCUGCUGGCGAAGAGAAUACCUUCUUUCGUCAUCACAAUAUCAGUGGCGGUUGCAGCAGCGGACCACACCUACAACCGCCGCAAUCGGCACCACCCAUGCCGUCGAGUAGUCACAAUGGUGCACAUAGUCAACCAGCGCCACAACAACAAUACCAACCAUAUCCAUAUUAUCAAUAUACACCACCGCCGACACCGCUCACCGCCAAUGCAAGCACCUGCACCGGCAACGUAUUCGGUGCGACGGAAGCGACAACGCACCAACGCGGUUGUGUGGCAACAGCGUCGACAUCAACAUCGACGACCUCGUGUGGCAUGAGCGGACAUUCGCGAUUGCAUCGUAGCCUCUCAGAUGCACAAAAGCGCUCGCGUCGUACAUCAACCACCAACGAUGAUGAACGCGAAUAUCAUAGCGAGCAUGAGACCAGCUGGGAUGAGUUCGAUGACCGUUUCGAUAAUUUUACAGCCGGCCGUGAACGUUUACAGGAAUUUAAUGGACGAAUACCGCCACGAAAGAAGAAAAAGGAUGUGCCAAAAUCAAAGUCAGAGAAGAAGGUGAGAGAAAGACAGCCAUUCAAGGGCUUCAUCUGGCCCACUGUCGUCACAGUCAUCGUUGUUGCAAUGGGUUGUGGCUUCCUUGUUACGCGAUGAGUGCACCAAAUGUGAAGCUCGUGCAGCAACAGCCGCAGCUAUACUUACAAUUUAAAAAGCAAGCAACAGUAAAGCAAUGCAAAAAAAAAGAUUUACACUUAAAGAAUAAAUAAUAAAAAUAAAUAAAUUUUGAGAAAAAACAUUAAAAAACAAAGCACAAAUGAAAAGUGUUAAAAACAGCCAGAACGCCUUGGGCUUUUCAAGGCAAUAAAGGGAUAUGAAAGAGAAAUAUCUAAAGGUAAAGAAAUUUUCGUCAGAAAUGUGAAACGUGAAAGUGAAUUAUGGAAGCGCAAGUAGCGCGUGGAACGAGGCGAAUGUACGCCGCGCCACAUUUAAGAGGACACAGUGGUGAGCGGCUUGACAGAGAAAUAUUUUCGAGAGUGGAAACGUGAGGUAGUUUUUAAUUUUUAACGAUUUGCGGAUCUACUGAGGAAAGAGCUCAUCAAACCGCAGCAAUGUAAACGAAAGAGUUGAAGAGCGAGGAAAAGAGAAAGAAAGAGACGGCGUCAUGGCGAGAGAGAGAGAGUAUGAUAGCGAGCAAAGCGCACCGUGUGCGACAACGAAACCGAAUUUUUAAUCAACGAAGCUUUUCUUACACACCACAAACACAAAACGAACUCAAAGGCGAAACAAAAACUUAAAAACGUAUUGAAAGCGAAAAACUAACAUUUUUUAACACAAGCAAAUAAUAUUUUUGUAAAAUGUAGGCAUUUAUAGUAGAUAUAUACAUACAUAUGCACGCAUACGAGUAUUUGACUGAAAAUCUCUGCCGUAUUUGGACGUGGAAAUUUCGCAUAUACAAACAUAUGAAUUGCAACUGCCGUUAAGUGUAAGCAACUUGUGCUUGAAAAAGUAUUUUUCUACUGAGAAUUUUGUACGUUUUUUUAUCUAAAUGUGUAACAGACAAGACUGUUCAGAAGUUGUUAGGCAGCAUUUGUACUAAGACAAUUUAAAAAUUGAGAAAACUACAACAACAAAACACGCAAGAGUAACUUUAUAAAAAAUAAUAUUUAAUAACUAGAUAUUUUCUAAGAUUUUGAAAAUAAAUCGCAAACUAACAGUAAAUUAAACGUAAAAACAAACAAAGCAGUAAUCACAAUUUUUGAUCUUGACAGCUGAAAAUCGCUAAUUUUGAGUACUGAAGGUACACAUCUCUUUCUAAAACAGAUGCGAAUAUUUUUGAUAAAAAUUUUGAAGUAUUUGUAAUAUGGCACAUUUGUUAUGCUACAAAGAAAAAUUUCGGGUUUAAAUAAAAAUAUAAAAUAAUCAAAUAAAUUUUUUUUUGAAACCAGAAAGUUGGCGCAAUAUUUUUGAUAAAAUGAACAUUUUAUAACUUUAUGUAUAUGAAAUAUUGAAAAACAUAAAAUUUUGCUACAAAUUUUACAGUUUAACAAUACUUUACAAUUUAUAAAAAAAAAUUAAUAAUAUAACUGAACUUUGUAAGCGAAAAUCUUUACAAGAAUAUUACAAAAAAAAUUUAUAAAUUAAUAUUAAUAUUUACAAAAAAACGGCAACUAGACAGAAAACAAACAAAAAAUGCAUAAUUAAAAAGGAAAAAAUUGACUAAAACCCCAAAAAAAAAAAUAUUUUCCGACAUUAAAAAUUGUGUAAAGCUUAAUAAUUGUAUAUAAAAUACAACAUAAAUCGAAAUUAAAUAAAAACACAAGCAACUGCAUAUCUCUUUUGCUACACGCGGAAAAUAUGCAAUAAAAUCAACCAUUUGCUUAAAAAUCAAUAUUUUACAAACAAAAAAAAUCCAUACAUAAAAUUAUAUCAACAAUGAGUAUGAAUCACAUGAUUAACCAAUUUUUUUUUUAAUAUAAA